This is a messenger RNA of Camellia sinensis, 1997 nucleotides long. RefSeq names its product bifunctional riboflavin biosynthesis protein RIBA 1, chloroplastic. Gene Ontology annotation, molecular function: 3,4-dihydroxy-2-butanone-4-phosphate synthase activity; GTP cyclohydrolase II activity. NCBI's taxonomy places the organism in Eukaryota, Viridiplantae, Streptophyta, Magnoliopsida, Ericales, Theaceae. Gene Ontology annotation, cellular component: chloroplast. The record is from RefSeq and is a predicted model, not a curated record. Gene Ontology annotation, biological process: riboflavin biosynthetic process.
UAAUUUUUUCCACCUUCAAUUCAAACAGCAACCGUGGCGUUGUCUCCUCGCUUUAUCCAAAACCCUGUCUCUCUCUCUCUCGCGAGCAUUCUCUCUGUUUCCUCAGCAGAAGCACACACACAAAAAAAAAAAGAACUGUUAAAAAGCAGUUCAAAGUGAUGGCUUCGAAUGUAGUCAACCGGUAUUGCUCUCCCAUGGCUCUUUCUCGUUCGCCAGGGUACAACGGAUUGCACUGUGUCAAUCCAUUUGUGGCAAAUGGCAACAUGUUGAAUUUAGUCUCAACUAGUCUCUCUAGAAAAUUGUGCUUUAGUUUCAAAGUUGAUGGUAGAGCCAGAGCUGCGCUGAUAUCUGGGGAAGGUGAUUUCCUGUCUUAUCCUAGCAGCAAUACAAUUUCAGGCCGUGGUAUUGGCAACAAACAGGUAGGCCAACCCCCUGGAACUGAGCUACAACCCGAUGCAGUAGCUUUUGGAACAUUUGCUGGAGAAAUAACUCCAACAGGGAGUUUUUUGGCUGAUGAUGAUGAAUUUGACCUCGAUAGUCCUACUGAAGGAUUUUCUUCAAUUCCAGAGGCCAUUGAAGACAUCCGUCAAGGCAAGUUUGUAAUUGUUGUUGAUGAUGAAGACAGAGAAAACGAAGGGGAUUUUAUAAUGGCAGCAUCACUGGUAAAACCUGAAGAUAUGGCCUUUAUUGUGAAGCAUGGAACUGGAAUAGUUUGUGUCAGCAUGAAAGGUGAAGACUUAGAGAGAUUGCAACUUCCUCUAAUGGUUUCACAAAAGGAGAAUGAUGAGAAACUUAGUACAGCUUUCACAGUGUCAGUGGAUGCAAAAUAUGGUACUACAACAGGUGUCUCAGCUCAUGACAGAGCAACAACAAUUUUAGCUCUAGCAUCAAGAGAUUCAAAACCUGAGGAUUUUAACCGCCCAGGCCAUAUUUUUCCAUUGAAGUAUAGGGAGGGAGGAGUUCUGAAAAGGGCUGGACACACAGAAGCUUCAGUUGAUCUAGCUGUGUUGGCUGGGUUGGACCCUGUUGCCGUUCUGUGUGAGAUUGUGGAUGAUGAUGGUUCCAUGGCUAGAUUACCAAAGCUUCGGCAAUUUGCACAGGCUGAGAACUUGAAGAUUAUUUCCAUUGCUGAUUUAAUAAGAUAUAGGAGGAAAAGAGAUAAAUUGGUGGAGAAGGCUGCUGAUGCACCGAUACCAACAAUGUGGGGCCCUUUCAAAGCCUACUGCUAUAGGUCACUGCUGGAUGGGAUUGAGCAUAUUGCUAUGGUUAAAGGAGAGAUUGGAGAUGGGCAAGGCAUUCUUGUGAGGGUGCAUUCAGAGUGCCUCACUGGUGACAUAUUUGGGUCAGCUAGAUGUGACUGUGGUAAUCAGCUGGCUUUGGCAAUGCGACAAAUUGAAGAAGCUGGAAGGGGUGUAUUGGUGUAUCUUCGUGGACACGAGGGAAGGGGAAUUGGGUUGGGCCACAAACUCCGUGCUUACAACUUACAGGAUGAUGGGCGUGACACAGUUGAAGCAAAUGAGGAGCUGGGGUUACCUGUUGAUUCUAGGGAGUAUGGCAUUGGAGCCCAGAUACUACGGGAUCUGGGUGUCCGGACAAUGAAGCUAAUGACAAACAACCCUGCAAAAUACGUCGGUCUUAAAGGUUAUGGUCUGGCAAUUGCAGGCAGAGUUCCACUGGUAACACCAAUAACGAUGGACAACAGGCGAUAUUUGGAGACAAAACGUGCAAAAAUGGGGCAUAUAUAUAGUGUGGAUUCCAAUGGUCAUGUAAAUGGUAAUGUCCAUGCUAAUCACGGAGCGAACACUGCCAGUCCAUCUGAUGAUGUAUCUGAUAAAUAACCAUGUUUUUUUAUUUUUUAUUUUUGACAACCUGUGAUGCAACUUGAGAGUGUUAAUCAUGAAUCUUGUUAUGAGAUUUUUGACAUGGUUUGGAACUUUAGACAUGAAAUUAAAUUGCUCAUUUCAGUUGAAAUAAGAAUCAGAUUUGCAGUUGUGAAA